This is a messenger RNA of Pleurotus ostreatus (oyster mushroom), 564 nucleotides long. RefSeq lists its product as uncharacterized. The transcript has a single exon. Bases 1 to 564 code for a protein of 187 amino acids. The record is from RefSeq and is a predicted model, not a curated record. Lineage: Eukaryota; Fungi; Basidiomycota; Agaricomycetes; Agaricales; Pleurotaceae.
AUGUGCCUCGAAUGCGAUCCGUGGGGCUCAGACGCGGUAGCGAUGGUUCCCGAAUGGCAUUACAGCGCGUGCUACUCGCAGCCGGACGUCGGGGAGUGUGUCCUCAUCAGGUCGACGGCGAGCAGCGUGUUCCGCGCCUUCGUCUCGAGCUACCAGGGCGGAAACAACGCGUGGUUCACCCUGCGCAGCUCGUUCGGAGAGGGCCGCUGGAAUCGCCGGGGGUGGGAUGUUCUUGUUUGCACAGACGGCAAGGAUACAUGGCGCAUGGGUGCUCACAUCUAUAUCAAGCGGGUUACGGUGUAUGUUACGGUAAAGGGCGUCGGGGAUGUCGAGAUCGAAUACGGGAGGGAUGGGGCGUACAAGGCUGACGGCGGGAGUAGAGAGGGGGAGAUGAGCGAGGCGACUCGGAGGUCGGAAUUGGUGGCACGUGCUCGGAAUGCGCGGUUGCCAUUAAUUCUCGCCUCAUUUCCUAAACCUUGGUCCGAGUUCAACGAAAGAUACCACGCUACUCAUGGGGAGGAGCGUCGGGAUCCGUCACGCGCUCGACCUCGAUAUUGUCGAUAG